UCGAAUCUAGUCAUGGCGUUUUCUGAUUUUGUUUUUUAGGAUGCAAACGUAUACUUUCUAACCGGCCGCCUGGUUUGGAUGAAACGUGAAGAAAGACCGAUGUGAGCCCAGUUGAAUGGUUCGAACCUCCUUCCGGUGGAUGUUUGCUUUUUUUCUUCCCGUCGUCCCUCGUGCCGGGCAUGGUGGCGCCUGGAAUUCAUUAAAGGCAAAUGUCUGACAGUUGUUUAUUAUCAUAAUUACAGUAAUCAACCCCCCUCCCCCGUUAAAGUACCUUGGAUGUUCGCUGCGACUAACAAGCAAGCUCUGCAUAACCCGGGCGGUGGCUGGCCCUGCAGAGCAAUGGAGGAACUGGUUCAUGAUUUGGUCUCUGCUCUGGAGGAAACCUCUGAACACACACGGGGGUGUCCAGAGUUUGGAGAUGAAGCCUCCCGGAGUUCGGCUGCCUGCCUUCUAAAGCGGCAGGCUAGGAAAAGGAGAGGCAGGAAGAGGCGAUCGGACGCUGGACAUCACAUCUGGGAGCAUGGCCACUGUAUGAGUGAGGGCUCUGAAUCUAGCCUGGAUGAGGCAAUCCGGGACUACAGAGAAAAUAACACUUACAGUGACUCGGACGAUCACUUGAUAGUUGCCAAACGUCUAUCUUCCCUGAAUGUAACAGCAGUUAGGGGAAAAAGGCACUCCUGGCAUGAGUCUGAUUCUGUCACUGACAGUAACUUAGGUGGUAGAUCUUUGCGAAGGAGAAGGAAGGUCAAACGUAUGGCUAUAGAUCCACCAGCAGAGGUCAGUAAUGCACUUCACCCACUGACCCAGGGCAAAGCUCCAGUCAUGGACUUAGAAGGACAACAGGCACAGCCAAACCAGCUCCACUUCCAUCUCCAAGUCCAGGAGAUCAGCAAGAACAAGAUCAUCAAGAGAAAGCGACUAGAAGUCCCAGAUGAUGGAGUUGUAGUGGAAAGUGAAGAAAUGUGCAAUACAAAUAAGAACAAAAUGGAGUAUGAGGAACAGAAAGGCUCAGAUGAUAACAUGAGUGACAGUGAAUCCAGCAGCCUCAGCAGUAGUGAUGCUGGCUUGUUUACCAAUGAUGAAGGAAGACAAGGAGAGGGGAAAUCGGAGGGCCAGCCAGCCAGGCCACUUUUGGCACACCUCAACACCAUUUGGCAGAAUGACUGGGGUGACGAUGAACAAAGUGAUUGGUUCUUUGAGGGUGAAUCUGGUGGGGCAUGUGGUAUUGCCGGGAUCAUUCCCUGGUGGGAGCAAGAUGAUGCUCUGGAACUGGAGAGUGAACUGCCAGAUCCGGUAUUUGAAAGCAUCUUAACUGGCACCUUCCCUCUCAUGUCGCAAACAGCCCAGAGAGGUUUCCAAGCAAGACUCACUCGACUGUCUGGAAUGGCAAAUAGAAAUGGCAGAAAGGGACCCAGGAAGAUUUCUACAAAGAUUAACACUCCUGGGCCAGGCAGUAAUGACAGACUUGUCCACUUUUCCCAGGACCCCCAUAACCAAGAACAAACAAGCGUUCAUUUUGGAUCACUGUGUACAGGAGAUAUCAAACGUAGAAGAAAAGCAGCACCUCCCUCUGGACCAUCGGCAGCAGUGUUUGUAGGUGAAAAUGCCCAGCCUAUCCCAGAAACCAACAUUGGCAGUCGGAUGCUGCAAAGCAUGGGCUGGCUUCCUGGCACCGGCCUCGGACCAGACGGCAAAGGGAUCGCUGAACCCAUUAGAGCUUUACGGCGACCAAAAGGGGUUGGACUUGGCUUUUGCUGACAGACAAAUACUUGGCACAAUGGAAACAACUACAGUCCUUGCUCAGAAAAGUGGGAAGACAUUGGUAUAUGUGGUCACAAAAUAGCGUCUGUAUUAAAUGAUCCUUAAUUGUAUUUUUGAAUUCAGCACACAUGCUUAUUUCUGAGUAGGUGUCAAUGUUGAUUUACUGUAUUAAUUGUUAUGGAGGAUUCUAGAUAUUAGGAAGUGAAUUUAAUUGCUGUACACUGAUACACAAGGCCAAAGGUCUUUGCAGGCAGUAAUUCCAUUCCAUCCAAAGUGUGGUGUCUGCAAGUUGGCUGAGGCUGCAGAUAUGAAUUUAUUGUGAAAUAUGGCAGUGGUAUGACUCUUCCAAUCCCCAUAACGUGAAUAUCUCUGAAUGAUUUGCAAGUUUGUCAUUAUAUUACCACUGCUCUAUUGAAAAGAUACUGAAGUUGAUGUUUAGAAAAGUGAUAACAUUGUUGCAAGAAGAAACUCAGACUAUAUGCAACCUGCCCAAGCAGUUAAAUAGGUUCAGUGGUUUCUUAAUAUCUAGAAGUCUUUUUGUUCUUGUUGAAGUAAAUUUAUUUUAAAUUCAACAUUGUAUUUCUUUAAUGUCUAAAAAGAUUAUCUACACCGCCUGGGAAUGAAAGGAUUUUAUUAGCAUGACAAACAAAAUGUCCUUGAAUAGAUUCCGAAGUGCAAAGUAAACUAUUUAUUGCACAACAUUCACUGUAUUUAGAUUCCAUUUGAUUUCUAGAUUUCCUUUUUUUAUUGAGCAUUCUGAAUUGCUACAACUUCUAUACCUAUCAAAAAGAAACCAUGUAUUUCAAUGACCUACUUUGGUAAGGUCCUAGUUGCUCUGCCAUAUUGGACAGUGAUCAUUGUGAUUAUAGUGAGCACUCGAGUGUUUUAGUCUGUAUAAAGAAAGCCGCCAGACAGCUGAUUACUGAACUUGGCCGUAUCUUGCGCUUUAAUCAGUUUACUGUACUAAAUUCUAGUAAAUAGAACUGCUUUUAGAUUUCUUCUCAGAUUGCAUCAAGGUAACAGCCUUUUAAAACCCUUACACAGUAUAGUUUCUGACCAGUUUCAUGCAUUUUAGAAAUAUUGCCUAUUUAUUGGCUGCUCUCACUAAUCAGAUCACUUGAUUUAGCAAAUCUAUCCAUUAAUUUGUCCUACAGUUUGUGAGAAAUUACCUCAUUUAAUAUACUAAAUGACAUUAAAUUAAAAAAAACAAAUUUGGUUUUAUUAAACAUAAAACAGAGUUGUAAAUGUCUGAUCUAGAGUAAUAUUUCUUUCAUAGACUUUGUAGUACUAUCUUGUCAUUUUUGUUGUAUUGCAGAGGCCAUAGUACCAACAUAUAUCUCAAUAUAACAGCUAAGGUGCCCGAAUAUUUGUCUAAAAAGUACUCCAGAUGUCACCCCAAAAUGCAUACUCUGCAGUCAGUCUAUGAUAUACUUUUUAACAGCAAAAAAAAAUGUUGUAAUUUAUGUAAUUUUUGUGGCGAGACAAGUCAACAGCAGCUACAUAAAAUGUUGUGUAAUGGUAAAAGGUAAUAUCAAUAUACAUUCUGAGCAAAAAAGUAGGUUCAGAAAAUAUGCAGUUAAUUGCAGGUAUUUCUGAGCUGACAAGUAUAAAUAGAAAUUUACAAGGGGAUUGGGAUUUUCUUAAUACAGUGGUUAAUUUAAGUGGAAUUCACUUUUCUUAAUUUGUCAAGUAAAAGUUAAUUUAAACUCAGUUGAAAGAGCUACCCUGGAAGGGACUGAAGAUUUUGUUUCAACUUGCGGUCAUUUUUCUAUUUACCCCGGGCUAGUUUAGCUCAUUUGGAAGUGUUGCCUUUUUUUUUUAAUUUGCCAACUUAUAUCUAAAUUGCACUAUGCUAUUGGUGGCUUGAUACUUUUAUAAUUAGUAAUUAGUCCAAGUAUAUUCACGUCCUUUAAUGGACCAGGAAGGGAGAUGCCUCCCUUAGAAUGUGCAGUUAUCGUUUGAAAGGUGACUUUUAUUACCUUACAUUCCACAGAGUGCUAACGUAAGAACAGAGCAGGCCCAUCUGUGUCAAAUACCUUAAUUGGACAACUCUGCUUCAUGGCAUAUCUUCAAAAAAAACAGAGCGACUGGGUCAUCGGGCUGAACAUGCAAUAUGAAUGAUAAAAAAAAACCUGCCCUCUAUUAUAAAUGAGCCCAAUUAUAGGCAUAUUGUUAUUGCUUCAGAGGCAGUCAUCUUGCAUUCUGUGAGAAGUAAUCGGGUAAAUCAAGCAGUUCUAAUACACAGAAAUGACAUAACACUGGAACAUUAUGGCAUACAAUAGAUCUGAAUUGACAAAAAUGACUUAAAACCAAUAUAUACGAAUUGCACUAUGCUAAUAAACUAUUCUGUGGAAGAAUGAUUGGGGUAAUUUGCUCAUAACAGUAUAGUUAUCUGUUGCUUAUACUGUUUAACUAUUUUUUUACGUGCUAAAGCAUGUUAUGAAUGAGAAAGCAACUGGUCAAACUUCCAAUUUACCUGGUACCCAUCCUCAAAAGCAAGCCCCAUUUUGUUAGCAACAUUUUAUUGGAGAGACAGCUUGUAAUGAUGCAGUUUGGGGUUUAUUGUUUAGUCUGAUCAUUCUGAUGGUGGCUUCUAACAAUCAGUAUCAGGAAUGAAGUUCCAGGUAUUUUCUCUCUAAUAAUGUGAAAUCCUCUCACAUUGUGCUUUUGCUCCAAGUUCCAAUAACAACUACAAUUGAAAUCAUAAUAGGAUAUAAGCUGAUUUAUCUUUAUACUUCUUGUAUUUUGUGCUUGUUCUUAGUUUUAAUGUGCAUCUUGUGAAAUGUCUCAUGUGCUUACUGCAGCCUGAUGUGUAAACCCUUAAAUUUCUACUUAAUAGUAAUACCAUGUUCAUUUAACAGUGUUAAGAACCAGUAUUAUUUCUCUGCACAAACAAUAAGAGAAUACCAACUGUUCUUAGACUUAAUUACUUACCCAGUAGAUUAAACUGUAUGAAUAACCUAUGAGGUGGAGUAACUCUUAUCUGGCAUUUUGCAAACAGGUAAAUAAAUGAACAUCCAGCCUC
Messenger RNA from Carcharodon carcharias (great white shark), 4786 nucleotides. RefSeq names its product G patch domain-containing protein 2-like. NCBI's taxonomy places the organism in Eukaryota, Metazoa, Chordata, Chondrichthyes, Lamniformes, Lamnidae. The transcript has 9 exons. The record is from RefSeq and is a predicted model, not a curated record. Bases 277 to 1758 code for a protein of 493 amino acids. Gene Ontology annotation, molecular function: nucleic acid binding.